AUGGAGGCCCCCAAGGAAGAGGAGGAGGAAUACCUGAAGCUCAUAAAAUGCUCGAACAACGUCGAGUUCAAGGCGAACGAAGAGAUAGACGCGCUGGAAAUCUGCAUGGAGAAAUCCAUCAAUUUAAAAAUUCUUCAUUUCUUUGUUAACAUAAAGGAGCUGUAUUUGGUAAAAAAUAACAUCUCGGAUGUAACCCCCUUGCUGGAAUGCUCAAAUCUGAGGGUCCUAUUUUUGCAAAUCAAUCGGAUCAGGAGCGUCCUAGGGCUGGGGAAGCUGAAGAAGCUGGAGAAGCUGAACCUGUUCAGCAACGAACUGACGGAGAGCGGCAUCGACCUGGGAGAGAACAAGCAGCUCCUCUACAUCGACCUGAGCGACAACGCAAUAGAAAGCAUCGACUUCUUCUGGUGCACCACCUCUUUCGUCCACAUCAAUUUGGCGAACAACCGGAUUCGAACACUGGACCCCCUUCGCAACAAUGCAAAUUUGGAGCACCUAAAUGUCAGCGGGAAUAGGCUCGAACGCUUUGAAGACGUCCAGGCGCUGCGCCUGCUGCCGAACGUUAAGGAGCUCUACCUCAGUUCGAUCUACUACAGAAGCAACACUCUGGUGGAGAGCCUCCUCUACAAGCACUACUUCUGCACCAACUUCCCAAAUUUACGGAUACUGGACCACCAAGUGGUGAGCAGCGAAGACAGAAAGCUAACCGCGCAGGACAUGGAAACACUGAGGAGCCUCUCCGACUGCAAAAUUAAUUUCAUCGAAGAAAAGUAUAAAAGGGAAAAAAACCACCUCCUGUUUAUAAACAACAAAAAUUUAUUUUACUUGAAUGAGGUUUUAUGGCCAAUUCAUUUUUACUUCAACAUGGAGGGGACUCCCCUGGAUGAGGGUGCCCAGGGGGAACACGAGCGAAUGGAGGAGAUAAAACGGGAGGUAUCCUUUUUUCUCAGCGCGUACACCUCCAGAUUUAACUACAUCAUGCGGAGGCUGAAGGAGGAGCGAGACCUGCAGAUAAAAUACGUGUCCACGUCGAUGAGUUCCUAUUUUAAUGUUUUCUUCCAAGUGGUGACGAAGCAGCAGGCAGAGUACAGCCAAGUGGAGGAGCUACUCAAGCGGAACUUCAACGCGGAGGCGCUAAGGAGCUACUUUGUGGAGGACAUAAAAAUUGAGAGCAUCGUAAAGGUGAAGAAGCUCAACCAUGGCUGCCUGGACGCGUUAAUCUGCAAAAUUGACGACCACUUCGACUUUGAGGAGAAGGAACUGGUGGUGGAGGACCCGGAGAGGAGGAAGUUCUUCGAGAGGAACUUCGUCUGCUCGUGCCGCAGCCUGAGCCACGUGUUGAAGACGGCCAUCAGGACGUUCCUCUCGGAGGAUCAGGACGACUUGGUGCACCCAAUCUACUGCAGAAGCAAGGGGGGGGCAUCUCCAUCCGUGGGAGCAUCUCCCUUCGCGUCCUUCUCCCCCCACGGGCACCCCCCCGCAACGGAGGUGCACCUGAAGAAGAAAAUUGUGAGGAGCAAACGGUUCGACUUCCCCCCAGUGCGCAUAUACGUGGUGGAGAGUUACUUCUUCCCGAACGAGCACAGAGAAGUGACGGCCUACAGCUCUUCCGGGGGGCGGGAGGACACUGAAAGGAACGAGGAUAACAAGUUUAAAAUAUUUUACACGCAGCCGAGGCACACCAACUUGAAGUUCAUAGUCAACGUCAGUCUGGUGGGUAGCAGCACAACGGUGGGUAGCAGCACAACGGUGGGUAGCAGCACAACGGUUAGUGGCAUCUCAACGGUUAGUGGCAUCUCAACGGUUAGUGGCAUCUCAACGGUUAGUGGCAUCUCAACGGUGAGCAGGGGGAACUCCCUCACGGGGGCAGGCGCAGAAGAAAAGAAGCAACAAAAAAAAAACUUCCACUUGGACUUCCUAAAUUGUGUGAAAGUACAAAACACGGUGGACGCCCCAAAUGAAUCACAUGCAAAAAAAAAACUUAAAACGGAUUUCUACGAGUCCCUUUUAACUUUCAAUUUUAUAAAUUUCUUUUACGUCACCAAGUACUUUAUUAAGCUGAGCAAAAUCAUUUGUGAGAUUAAGAAGUGCGUGUCGGGUCUUUUGGCGAGGAGGAACUUAACGCACCUGCUGCAGUUGCGCGCCAAACAUUUCCAGGACAGAUUGGAGGUGACUUUGCCUGAGCAUGUUCAUGCGUUGGAGGGGAAGAGGCUGGGCCUGGUCCGCCUCGUCAGAGGGUCAUCUGAAGCGGGCGAUUCGUUUGCAGCUGCGCAAGACUCAACUGCGGAGAACGCCGAAGCGGAGGCCCUACACCUCGGCAGCUUCCACUUGCACAAAAUAAACCUGCGAGUCAUACGGGACACUUUUAAAAAUUUAAAAAAGCUCUGCCUAGUCAAUAACAACAUCAGCGACCUGGGUGCGUUUUUCCAGAGUGGGGAUGAGGACAUUGCUUCUUUACUGCACCUCGACCUUUCCUUUAACUGCAUCUCGACCCUUGCCCCGAUAUGUAGCAAAUUCAGAAAGUUAGUGCACCUGGAUGUGUCCUUCAACUGCAUUUCUGAUUACGUCGAAAUUGCCAUGUUCAGUCGGAGCCAUAAGGAGGUGGAGUCCCUAUCCCUGGUUGGCAACUCCCUCUAUGUUAAACCCUCACACUAUGCGUAUGUCCACCGGAUUUUCCCUCGCAUGGUUUGGCUCAACGGGGUGCGCGUGGCGUCCAGCGGGGAGUUCCGCUUGGAAGCGCACGCGGUCGAGGGCCCCUGGGGCGGCGCCCCGAGCAGCGGCGACCUCGCCGCCAUUCCAAAGGAGCCCAAGUGCAGAGAUUACCUCAUCAAAGUAGAAGCAGUGAAUAUGUCGGGCCUGUACACCCCGCUGCCGCUGUUCGAUUUCUCCCUUUUGCCGAAUUUGAAAAUGCUAAACUUGGCCAACAACGGAAUGGAUGAUGCGGACGAGCUGAAGCUUCCAAUAAGUUUACGCAAGCUGGACGUACGAAACAACCGAUUGAGAUUCCUCAACUUUUUAAAAAGAAGUAACUUAAAAAUUGAAAUCCUCAUUUUGGACCGAAACGAUCUUGUAGACAUCGAUGUGGUGGACUCACUCAAACAUUUAAAGGUGCUCAGAUGUGCCCACAACAAAUUGAAGACCAUUCCGUUGAUGCAGCAUGCACAGCUGGUUGAGCUGAACGUACACAAUAAUUUUAUAAAAGAUAUUAGCCACUUGGUUCUGAUGAGAAAAAAAAAGUGCCUAAGGUGCAUCAGCAUCUAUAAUAACAGAAUAAACUUCCCCAAUUUGCAACUGUACCUUAUGCACACGUUCAGAAAUUUGAUCCUCUUAAACGAUAGCUACGUAGAGAGAGGAGAUCAUGUGGAUUCUUUUUUUAAAAAAAUUUAUACCCUUAACGUCUUCCACGAUUUGUAUAAGCUUUUUCCUCCCUACACCUCCUUGCGGACCCUCGAAAUUAAAAAUUUUAAAAUUCGCAGCAUCAUGUUUCGCAUCAGCAAUGAGGACUUCGCCCACUUGGAGCGCCUCGACUUGUCCAACAACUUCCUCAGCAGCAUCUCCAACGUGGGCCCGCUGGACGCCCUCAAGGUCCUCCUCCUGAACAACAACAAGCACAUCAGCGACGAGUCCUUCGCGGGGCCGGACGGCAGGAACGUGCUGGACUCCUUCAAAUCGCUGGAGCAACUAGACAUCAGCGCCUGCACUCUGUGCAAAACGGACUUCCUCAGCAAGUGCACCAAUUUGAAGAAGCUGCAGAGCCUCAAUUUGGAAGGAAACAACAUCCACUCGGUGAAGAGCCUCUCCCACUUGGGGGGUCUCCUCCACUUAAACUUGGCGAACAACAAGGUGUCGAAGAUUUGCCCCGAUUCGUUUCCCCCCCAGCUGCAGCGGCUCAGUCUCUCCAACAACCUAAUCAGGAACCUCGCCCCGCUGCGCUCACUGCAAAACUUGGAAGACCUGGACCUGCGCGUCAACCGGAUCGACAACGUAGAGGAGUUCACCUCGUUAAGGGACCUCCCCAAGUUGAGGAUCCUUUACCUAAAUGGAAACAGAAAGAUAAAGGAGCACUUCCCAAUCAUCAGGAGCAUGCUGAAGCAGGUGGGCACCUUCGACGAUAAGAUUGUGAGGGAGCACGACGAGAUGGUGCAGCACAUGGCGGAGAAGAGGGAGUGCGCCGGGGGCGGUCAGGAGGCAAGCGCGAAGGAGGCCACAAAGGACGCCACAAAGGAAGCCGCUAAGGAAGCCGCUAAGGACGCCGCUAAGGACGCCGCUAAGGAAGCCACUUGGGAUACCCAUAGGGAGGCGCCCAGAAAAGGGGUGGCCACCCGCGCGCAGACCAAGCUGCAGCGCCCCCCAAAGAAGAAGGACUCCUUCGAUGAGCGAGUUAAGAAAGACAGCUUCACCGUUAUAGGUAAACGUGCAAGCAGAAGUGGCGAUUACUAA
This is a messenger RNA of Plasmodium vivax (malaria parasite P. vivax), 4437 nucleotides long. RefSeq lists its product as hypothetical. The record is from RefSeq and is a predicted model, not a curated record. The transcript is spliced from 17 exons. Lineage: Eukaryota; Apicomplexa; Aconoidasida; Haemosporida; Plasmodiidae. Bases 1 to 4437 code for a protein of 1478 amino acids. Gene Ontology annotation, molecular function: protein binding.